This is a messenger RNA of Drosophila kikkawai, 1432 nucleotides long. RefSeq names its product chaperone protein DnaJ. The record is from RefSeq and is a predicted model, not a curated record. NCBI's taxonomy places the organism in Eukaryota, Metazoa, Arthropoda, Insecta, Diptera, Drosophilidae. Gene Ontology annotation, cellular component: mitochondrion. Gene Ontology annotation, molecular function: heat shock protein binding. Gene Ontology annotation, biological process: mitochondrion organization; negative regulation of apoptotic process; protein folding.
UUUCCCGUCAAGCUUUUCUACACUCAAACAGCAGAAAAUCAAGACCUAUAUGAACUUGUAUAUUUUUUCAAAGUUAAACUCUUCAUUAUUUCCUCGACAAGUGCCAUGUUUCGAUGUUUCUUGGCCAGCAGAAGGAUGGCUACGAGCGGAGGGCUUCGCCUGGCCAGUCAGUAUCAGUUCAAGGUUGCCAAGCCCUUCUACUAUCCCGACCGGCAGGCGGAGAUGAAGCGACCCCCCAUGGGGGCCUAUUUGCAGCAGCACGAGACCUCGCGGACUAUUAAGUAUCCACAGAACCGGGGCAUGCCCAAGGACUACUACUACAAGGUGUUGGGUGUCAACAAAUACGCCACCAUCCAGCAGAUACGUUCCGCCUUCUAUGCGCUGGCUAAGCGCUAUCAUCCCGACUCUACGCACUCGGAGCAAAAGAUUAAGCAGUUUCAGGAGCUGUCCAAUGCCUACAAUAUCCUCACCGACGAGACUAAGCGACUGGAGUACGACCAGUUGGGCGGGGUAAGGGAUGAGCGGGCCUUUCUCGAGCAGGCGGGGGAUCCCAUUGAUCUAGAAACCAAGAGGUUGCUAGCGGACAAGAAGGCCAAUGAUGAAUUCAAUAAUCUUGCGAAAGGAUUAGAGCUGUCACUCGAUUUUGUGGAGGCCACCUUGGGCUGCAAGAAACCGCUGGAACUGCGCUACCUGAGCAAGUGUGAGGCCUGCAAGGGCAAGUCCAAGAUGAUGGCCAACCGCGACGUUGGCAAAGAGCCCUGCCGUCGUUGCAAUGGCACUGGAAAGAUGAUUGUCAAGACGGUCACCUCGACCAUUGUGGACACGUGUAGCCAGUGCAAUGGCAAGCGGUAUACCAAUCGCAACGAUUGCGAGACCUGCUCCAAUCGGGGCCACGUGCUGCACUGCGUCGAGGUUCUGGCCCCAGUGCCACCAGGAUCGCGGGACGGCGACCAGCUGAGCAUCAUCAAUCCCAAGACCAGGCAGCUGGUCAAGUAUCGACUGAGGGUGCAGGAUAGCGAGUACUUCAAGCGCGACGGGAACGACAUUCUCACCGAGAAGCACCUGAACCUCUCGGACGUCAUCCUGGGUGGCACCUUUAACGUGCACGGUCUCCACCAGAGCCUGGAACUGCGCGUGGAGCCUGGGACGCAGUCCCACACCCAGGUGGUGGUCAAGGGCAUGGGCGUACGGUCCCAGGAGGGUGUGGGCAACCACAUUGUUACGCUAAAGGUGCGAAUACCACAAAAUCUCUCGGUGAAGCAGCGCCAGAUUAUCUUGGCGCUGGCCAAGACAGAGGAUCCGAUCUAUGAGCAAGAGAUCAAGAGGUAGGAGGCGGCAGCUGGAUCCCACUCGGGCCACACACACACAACACUUGUGUUUAAAAUUCUCAAUGUACAGGCUUUUUGCGUUGAAAUACAUUUAGCAGACAGAA